AUGAUAUCUACGAAAUUUUGUGAACAACUUAUGGCUCGAAGCUUUUCGUCGUUAGGUCGAACGGUUGGCACGAAUCCGUUCACAACAAUAUUAUUAUGUAUGGUGAUUUGUGUUUUGAUGUGUAUUGGAUUCAUUCGCUUCGAAGAAGUGAAUAACGUUCGUACCGAAUACUCACCGUUAAACAGUCCUAGCCGAAAGGAAUACGCUAUCGCUAAAGGGUUUCUCAAUCAGAACGGCUCACUGGAUCCAUCCUACAUAAUGAUAAAGGCGGCUGACGGUGGUUCGUUACUGCGCGAGAAGCAUCGCACUCGCCUCAUCGAGCUCAUGGGAACUCUACGCGACAACGUGACCGUUGUCGUCCGAGGUCGGAGUUACGGAUUCCGUGAACUCUGUGAGCCAUAUUGUGAGCUGAACACCGCAUUUCUUGCCUUUCUCAAACUCUACAAUUCAUCGUUGCCGUCCACUUUCACAUAUCCGCAAGUGGAUAUGUUUGGUACACAGACCUUUAUCGGUAACAACGUGUACGGUGUUACGUUUAAGAAUGGAACACAUCUUAUCGAAUCGUUCACUACGGCAAUUCUUCCACUGUUUUUGGUAAGCUCUUACGAGGACAAGGAUGUCACCUACGUAUGGGUGCUUGCCGCUCGCAAGAUGUUUUCAGAGGAGCGUUUCCAAAUCUUCAAGAGUGAAGUAACCGGUGACUCGUUGGUGUCUUCCGAAGUUCGACGUAUGGGUUUGGAGACAGCACCAAUGAUCGUUCUGUCCAUUUUUGCUAUGGUUCUAUUUGCCGUAUUAUCAUCAAGAAGGCGUGAUCCAGCACGUGCAAAGCCAUGGGAGUCACUGAUUGGGUGUCUGAUCCCGUUGCUGGCUCUACUGUGUACAACUGGAUUGUUGAGUUGGUGCGGAUGGAUGUUUCAGGCGAUCAUCGUGGCGGCGUUCUUCUUGGUGCUUUCUGUCGGCGUUGAUGAUGUUUUUAUUAUGCUAAGAGCUUGGGAUCGAACAGACGUGAACGAUGAAGUACCGAAACGCUUGGCGUUGACGUUAGAAGAAUCCGGACCAAGUAUUUUGAUUAGAAUCGUUCUUGCUGUGCUCAUGUGUGGAUACUAUUACGCUAAUGCUAUCGGCAUACUUCAAUUGCGAACCGUUAUCUCUAUCGAGAAGAUGUCUCUCCCAGAUUCGUAUCUGCAGGAGUUCCAAGUUCAGUUUGAAGCAUCGUUCAAGCUAAUGCAACCUGUUAGCGUCUUCAUAAUGAACCCAGGAGAUAUGCGUGAUCCUAGACGACUAAGAACUAUAAAGCAAAUCAUACGUGAAUUUGAAAACGCGACGUUCAGCUACGGAUCAGAGAGCACGUUUUCAUGGAUUCCGCCCUACGAGGAAUUUCUAAGCCCAAAAAAAGCCAAAUACGCUUAUCCUUUUCAGUUCUACGGUGAGACGGAAGAAUUUACAUACAAGGAGUUACCAAUAUUCCUGCAGUCGGCCACGUACUUCUACAUGUCCACAUUCGUGAAGUACAACGAGACCGCUUGCUUUGAGAACAGUCCUGAAUGUAUCACGGCGUUCUUCUUCGUGACCAACUUCCACGGACACAUCAAAUAUCACGAAUUAAUUCCUGCUGUGAAAGAUUGGCGUCGCAUAGCCGCUAAAUACCCCGACUAUCAGAUCUAUGCGUACUCGGAGCACUCGCCUUUUAUAGAUCAGACAAUGGCAAUCGACGCAACAGUAUGGGGUUCGAUGGCGACUGCGCUGUUCUGCACAGCUGUUGCAUGCUUUGUUUUCAUUCCGAGUAUGACUUGUAUUGUUACAGCAUGCUUCUCAGUGCUCUCAGUUACUCUCGGAAUACUCGGAUUGCUUAGUUUAUGGGGCGUAGACCUUGAUCCGAUAUCGAUGACAGCUCUACUAAUGGCGGUCGGUUUCUCAGUGGAUUUCACUAGUCAUAUUGCUUACCAUUUCUACAAAUCAAAGCAAAAGGAUCCCGCUUUACGAAUUGAAGAAACGUUAUUAUAUAUGGGAUGGCCAGUACUACAGGUUGGCUUCUCAACAAUCAUUGCGAUUUUACCACUUGCGCUUAAGCCAUCGUAUUUGGUGAUGGUGUUCUUCAAGACGAUUGUCACCGUCUGCUCACUUGGAAUGUUUCAUGGACUCGUGGUUAUGCCAGCAAUUCUUACAGCAAUACUGAGCAUAUCUAACCAAUGUGAGCAAUAG
Messenger RNA from Angiostrongylus costaricensis, 2202 nucleotides. The record is from the annotation of a GenBank genome assembly. NCBI's taxonomy places the organism in Eukaryota, Metazoa, Nematoda, Chromadorea, Rhabditida, Metastrongylidae.